ACUACUAUCAGUUGCGCGCUCUUUCUAACACCGAGUACAGCGUGUCCAUAAAAUUUGUACCCUCUUUAUGUGAUAAACACAUUUUUCUAAUAGUUCUAUCAGUUUGAAUUAAAUUUUCUUCAGUUGAGUUCAGUGAUAUAAAUAUAAUCAAAGUGAUUCGAUGGAAACGAUGUCCGUGGAUCUUACAGUUUUUGAAGAAAAGAAAUUCUUGUUGGUGCGAAAUGAGUCUAAACGCGUCCACGUGUCCGCUUGCCAAAAUUAGGAAAGGCGACAAACUGAAGCAUCUACAAACGCAUAACGAUUGUCUUCUUCUCUGAGAAUAUCUUCCAAGGAAAAAGAAGUGCCACGUCUUCUUCGUUUCUCCUCACGUUGACUCUUCCUUGUCUUCUGUAACUUCUGCAAAAUUCUGCUUACUUCUCUUUAUCGCCAUCUAGUUCCUAUUCAGCUCUUAAAUAUUUCGACUUACUCCACGCUUCCCAACGACACAUAAAACCAAUAACAAGAAGAAAUGGCUACGAUGGCUGGCGGAGAAUACACAUCCGUCAAAGACUUCUACCGAGAUCGAUCGAUCUUCAUCACUGGAGGUACCGGGUUCAUGGGCAAGGUCCUCGUUGAGAAGCUUCUUAGGUCCUGUCCUGGAAUUAAAAAUAUUUAUCUUCUUAUGAGGCCCAAAAGAGGACAAAAUGUCCAGCAAAGGUUACAGGAACUUCUCAAUGCACCUUUAUUCGCACAGAUUCGUCGGGACUCGCCCCAUGACUUGCAGAAAAUUGUACCAGUUGCCGGCGACGUUACAGAACCGGAACUCGGGAUCUCGGAAGCGGAUCAAGAUCUCCUCAUUCAUUGUGUGUCAGUCGUAUUCCAUUCCGCAGCUACCGUCAAAUUCGAUGAAGCCUUAAAAUUGUCCGUCACCAUUAAUAUGCUCGGCACGAAACGUCUUGUCGAACUUUGCCAUCGUAUGCACAAUUUAGAGGCUCUUAUUCACGUGUCGACGGCUUAUUGCAACUGCGAUCGAAUUGAUGUUGAAGAGGAAAUUUAUCCAGCCCCUUUCGAUCCAGAACAAAUAAUUGCUUGUACCAAGUGGAUGGACGAUAAGCUCGUCGAGGAACUGACACCAAAGCUCAUUGCGGGAAGGCCAAACACCUACACUUUUACGAAAGCCUUGGCAGAGAGGAUGCUCCUGCGAGAAAGUGGUUCCUUGCCAGUUGCCAUCGUUAGACCUUCGAUCGUCCUCUCAUCGUUCAGGGAACCAGUGGCUGGUUGGGUUGAUAAUUGGAAUGGACCUACUGGAAUCAUAGCGGCUGCUGGGAAAGGAUUCUUCAGAACAAUGUUGUGCCAUCAAGACAAGGUCGCUGAUUUGGUCCCAGUCGACAUCGUCAUCAAUUUGAUGAUUUGUGCGGCAUGGAGAACCGCCACUCAUCGCAGCGACAGCAUCACGGUCUACAAUUGUUGCACCGGCCAGCAAAAUCCAAUAACUUGGAAAGAGUUCGUGAAUUUGUCCUUCAAGUAUAGUCGAAUACACCCAGUGAACGACGCGGUCUGGUAUCCGGGCGGUCGUUGUCGAAGUUCCGCUCUCCUGAAUCGAAUAUGCGUCACUUUCCAGCACAUGGUGCCAGCUCACAUCCUGGACUUCCUUGCCAGGCUCAAAGGUUCGAAACCUAUAAUGGUACGCGUCCAAGCUAAGCUCGACAAAGCGGCCACAUGUUUAGAGUAUUUUAGUACGCAACAGUGGAAUUUUAAGGACGACAAUGUCAGAAGAUUGGGCGCCCAGCUCAGUUCACAAGAUAGGGAAACUUUCAUGUUCGAUGUCAAGCAGAUCGACUGGCCGUCUUAUCUGGAACACUACAUUUUAGGAAUUAGACAGUUCAUUCUCAAAGAAAGUCCAGAUACACUGCCAGCCGCCCGCUCACAUAUUACCAGAUUAUAUUGGUUACACAGGACAGUGCAAUUUGGAGCGCUCAUAAUACUCCUACGUCUGCUGCUGUCGCGGAGUUCCUUGGCCCAGACAGUGUGGUUUUCGCUUCUGUCUCUGGUUCUUCGGAUGUGCCGGAUGAUUGUUUGACGGCUCAGAACCCUAAACAAUGGUUGCAACAAGCGUGACAAGAAUCAGGAGCUGCCAAGGGAGCAUAAUAACCUUAAGCUUAAGGUACAGAUCGUCCUUGAGACUCACUGCUCAUCAAUCUCCUCGACAACAAGAAAACGCUAUCCUUAUCCCCAUAAGUUGGCCUUCCCGAUGUUCGUGUUCGUUCGUACGUAUUAGCGAGGACUAGAGACGUAUGUUUAUUCGAAGAAUGUCGGUUACCGAACAAGACGUGGCAGCCGAGGAUCCAGGAUUUUAUGCAGAACUAUACAAGUAUACAAGUAUACAAGGAUAUAUGUAAUAUUUUGCAUUUUCCGUAAAUUACACUGUAGAGAAAGAUUUUGCUACUCUUUCUUAUCGAGCCAAAUGAGCGCGAAUCUCUUCCAAGAUACGUAACAACGCUUUCGUGAUAGUCCAGACCUCCUGCACUUUUCACCUCUGAUGUCUCGUCGCCAAAGGAAGAAAUAAAUAAAACGGAAAACAGAGAAAAUAAAGACAAAAAAAGAAGACUAAGAAGAAGAAGAAAGCAGAGGCGCGUUGCGGAUGAAUAGCUGCGGCGCUAUUCGUCGAUGCGAUUGAUCACAUCGAUGAUUUGCACUACGUCAAUUUUUUAUUACGAAACGCUCGUCGGCGAUUCCAGAGAUGAACCUUUUAUAACAAAAAAGUUUUGCGGCGUUUCGGGAAUCCGUCGCAUUCUUUGAUUCUCGGUAUCGGACAUUCUUCCCCUUUUACGGUGAGGUAAGAUACUUAGGAAGAUAUUUUGCUACUUUCAUCAUAUCGUGCGUAGGCUAAUUUUUAGAAAGCAGGAAGAAGACGCUACAAGCAGAAUUAAUAUAUUAUUUUGCGUAUGUACAUUCUACUUGGUUCCAGCAGUCGUCCGGGCGCUCUGAGCGCCCAAGAGCUGCUACUUGUCGAUGAAAUAUCUCUAUGUAUCUUACACACGUUGAUUAUUAUCUUCAAAAGCUUGACCAGUUUUCAAAGUCUCAAAGGCACCGGUCACUUAUUCUAGUAGUUACAUUAUUUUUCUUGAGUGAAAUACGUGAAAUACAGUAGAAUCUGUGUAAAUAAGAAGCAACUAACCAUUUUAUUGUGUAUUUAUUACCAUCCUAUGAGUUAGCGAACAUUGCCAAAACUAAUUCUAAUAUUUCGAUGUCUUCGAAAGUUCGACGCCAAUUUGAUCGUUUCAUGGCAUUCCAAUCUUUAUUACUUAUUUCUGUAGAUCGAUAGACUCGUUUAUUCGAUGCGCUUCCUAAUAAGUAUCACACGAAGGUUUCAAAUUUUCAAUAUAUUUUAUAUUAAAUAAAUCUUAAUAUAUUUCCUGGUUGGAAAUGUUAUUUAUGAUAUAUUUAUUAUAUAUUCAGCUAUUUCUUAUUAUUGGAAUCUUGCGCUUCGUGAAUUCGAUAACUCAACGAAGAACCUCAAUUUUUUGACUUAGUAACUUGUUAAACGCAGAGGUGGAUCGCGAAAAGUGCAUUUUUGUAGGCAACUGAUUUUUGCUUCCAUCAUCUCUUUAUUUAGUAUUUUAGAACCGCGAUUCAAAAUUCAAAAAUCGUGGUGAGAUUGAGUUUGUGGCGAGAUUGGUUUAUAUCUUGUGAUAUAAUAACUCGAGUUCUUUUGUAUUGUAUUCUUUAAGGUAAGUUUACAGCGAUACGAAAUGAGCAGCAGAGUUGUCAUGUUUUUAAAUUUAAAGCAUGCAUGUACAUUUUUCUUGAUUGUUUAUAAUAAUAAUAAUAAUAAUUUGUGCCACGCGUUUCUGAUGCCUUUGAGAUGAUUCAGCUGAAGAUAUAACUUAAUUAAUUAUUUAAUUUGUACCGAAAGAUAUUCGCCUUAAGCUGUUAUUUAAGUCGGAGCGGGCUUCCCCUGAAUAAAGUGUUUUAUGAUCUCCGUGGUUCGUGUCAACCAGACGGUUUCGAGAUACAAGUUUUCAGAUGUUGAAAAAAGAAACGAAUGAUUUGCUUUUGUCGAAGCAAUACAAAUGAUUUAGCGUAAGGGACUGGUAAAAAGAGGAAAAAAUGAUAACACUAUAAAGGUCACCAGCUAGUCUCGUCCGUAAUUUUACCCGGUCGCAUGAUGCUUACGACAGAAUAUUUAUUAACAUUAUUGAUUUAAUUAAUAUUAUACUGUACUAUUAUAAAAAUACAUUAAAACACGAUGAAACAUUGGAAAAUGAUUUGGUUAAUUCUACCUUUAUAGCCCUUACGCUCAUCGUAGACCGAAAGCUCUCGUUUAUUAUCAGUUUUCGAAUUUUUGUAUAAAUUACAUAUGAUUUGUAUUGUUAUCACUUUUAGGUUUAAAUCGGUUAUUAGUUUGUUUAAUUUAUUACUACAAUUUAUUACUGCGCAAUAUAACACGUACACGAAGGAAUACGAGAUUAUUCAUAAGAAUGUAGUCAUUACAAAUGUAUUGAAUGUAAUGGAUUGUUAUGAAAAUUAUACAAGAGAUUGGUAGUUAUGUCGUUAAA
This is a messenger RNA of Belonocnema kinseyi, 4538 nucleotides long. It is a transcript of the gene FAR1, whose product is annotated as putative fatty acyl-CoA reductase CG5065. Gene Ontology annotation, biological process: long-chain fatty-acyl-CoA metabolic process. Gene Ontology annotation, molecular function: alcohol-forming very long-chain fatty acyl-CoA reductase (NADP+) activity. Bases 509 to 2059 code for a protein of 516 amino acids. The record is from RefSeq and is a predicted model, not a curated record. Gene Ontology annotation, cellular component: peroxisome. Lineage: Eukaryota; Metazoa; Arthropoda; Insecta; Hymenoptera; Cynipidae. The transcript has 6 exons.